CUGUCGAACAAACAGCGCGACACAGUGAGCAAGAAUGUGGAGAAGAGCUUUCUGUAAUCUCUCAAAAAGAUCCUUUUCUUCACAACCUGAAAUACCCACUUUGUAUUCCUUUCUCCAGCCUUCAAUUUUUUCCUUAAAAAGAACUGAAUCACCUUCUACAACCCCACCAAAACCCCAUGACCAAACCCCUCUAACCUUAGCACAAGAACACAAAUCUAAUCUUGAAUCCACUCUUCUAGAUUCAAUCAAAAGUAACAACACAGAUGAAGCAUGGAAAUCAUUCAAGACUCUUUCAAAUUACUCUGCUUUCCCAAGUAAGUCACUUACCAAUUCAGUAAUCAUUCAUUUGUCAUCACUGAAUGAUACCCAUAACAUAAAAAGAGCAUUUGCAUCAGUAGUUUUCUUGUUAGAGAAGAAACAAGAAUUGUUAAAGCCUGAAACUGUACAUGUACUGUUGAAUUCAAUGAGGGAUGCUAAUAGUGCUGCCCCUGCUUUUGCUUUGGUGAAGUGUAUGUUCAAGAACAGAUUUUUCAUCCAUUUUAGUCUCUGGGGUGAUGUUCUUGUGGAAAUUUGUAGGAAAAAUGGUAACUUUGGUGGGUUUUUACAAGUUUUUAAUGAGAAUUGUAGGGUUGCUAUUGAUGAGAAGUUGAAUUUCUUGAAACCUAGUUUGGCAGCUUGUAAUGCUGCACUAGAAUGUUGUUGUCGAGAGGUUGAAUCGAUUACUGAUGCGGAGAAAGUGGUGGAGACCAUGUCAGUUUUGGGUGUUAGGCCUGAUGAAUGUAGUUUUGGUUUACUAGCUUAUUUGUAUGCAUUGAAGGGUCUUAAAGAGAAAAUAGCUGAGUUAGAAGGUUUAAUAAGUGGAUUUGGUUUCCCGGAUAAAGGGGUUUUUCUUAGUAAUUUGAUUAGCGGAUUUGUAAAGUGUGGUAAUUUGGCGUCUGUUUCAGCAACUAUUCUUCAAGGUGUAAGAGAAACGGAUGGACAAGGAUUAUGUUUUCAAGAAGUAACUUAUAGUGAAGUAGUAAGUGGGUUUCUUCAAAAUGGGAGCAUAAAAGAUUUGGCUACGUUGAUUGGUGAAACUCAGACCUUGGAAUCUCCAUCUGUGAUUGUUGAGAGAUCCGUUGGAUAUGGCAUCAUAAAUGCUUGCGUUAAUCUUGGGUUAUUGGACAAGGCACACAUGAUAUUUGAUGAAAUGAAUGCUCAGGGUGCUUCUUUAGGUCUUGGAGUCUACCUUCCAAUACUGAAAGCAUAUUGCAAAGAGCAAAGAACCGCUGAAGCAGCUCAACUGGUGACAGACAUAAGCGGUUUAGGUCUCCAGUUGGAUGUUGCUACCUAUGAUGCUCUAAUUGAAGCUUCAAUGUCAUGUCAAGAUUUUCAAUCUGCAUUUUCUGUGUUUAGGGACAUGAGAGAAGCAAGAAUACCUGACUUGCAAGGGAGUUACUUGACAAUCAUGACCGGUUUAACAGAAAGUCAUCGACCUGAGCUCAUGGCAGCUUUCUUGGAUGAGAUCGUUGAGGAUCCUAGAAUUGAAAUCGGAACGCAUGAUUGGAACUCCAUCAUCCAUGCCUUCUGCAAGGCUGGACGGCUAGAAGAUGCAAGGAGGACUUUCAGGAGAAUGACCUUCCUUCAGUUCGAACCAAAUGAGCAGACAUAUCUUUCUCUAAUAAAUGGAAAUGUGACUGUGGAGAAGUAUUUCAAUGUUAUGAUGCUGUGGAAUGAAGUCAAAAGAAAGGUUUCUGCAGAAGGGGAAACAAAGUUAAAACUAGAUAGUAGCCUGGUUGAUGCGUUUCUGUAUGCAUUGGUUAAAGGGGGCUUCUUUGAUGCAGUAAUGCAAGUCGUGGAGAAAUCUCAAGAGAUGAAAAUUUUUGUUGAUAAAUGGAGAUAUAAACAAGCAUUCAUGGAGAAACAUAAGAAGCUCAGAGUUUCAAAGUUAAGAAGGAAAAAUCGAUGUAAAAUGGAGGCACUUAUUGCUUUCAAAAAUUGGGCGGGUUUGAGUGCUUGAUGGGUCUCAUAUCUGUCGCUUGCCUAUUUUGCUUGAUCUGAAUGCUGUAUGAAGCAUCUUGCUACUGGGUCCUAAAAUACUCAAUUUAAUAU
Molecule: messenger RNA, 2091 nt
Organism: Solanum verrucosum
Lineage: Eukaryota; Viridiplantae; Streptophyta; Magnoliopsida; Solanales; Solanaceae
Product: pentatricopeptide repeat-containing protein At1g69290-like
Exons: 1
Coding region: 35-1999 (654 amino acids)
Molecular function (GO): protein binding
Source: RefSeq, a predicted model, not a curated record